UCAAAAGCCUCUCAAAUACCUUUUCAGAACCCCGCCUUCGAUUUCCCUCUCACUCGCAGUGUCCCCCCUCACAAUCGCCGUCUCUAUAUAUUCCCCCCAAAAUCAUCCCAUUAUUUCCAAAUCCGACGUCUCCUAUCCUGCGCAUCAAUUGCGGAUUGUUGUCAAUGGCGCACGAUAGCAUCCAGCUCCCCUGCGAUGCCGACGGCGCGUGCAUGCGCUGCAAGGCGACCCCUCCGACGGAGGAAACCCUCACUUGCAGCAUGUGCGCGACUCCUUGGCACGUCGCCUGCUUGGCUUCUCCUCCUGAAACGCUAGUUUCUACAUUGCAAUGGCACUGUCCUGACUGCUCCGGCGACCCUCUUCUAUCAGCCGCCGCCGUCGUAGAUGGAAGCUCUAGCGAGCUCUUGGCAUCGAUAAAGGCAAUAGAGGCCGAUGAGUCGUUGACGGAGAAGGAGAAGGCGAGGAAGAGGCAGGAGUUGGUGAGUGGGAGAGUUGAAGAAGAUGGAGAUACGAAGAAAGGGAAAGGAAAAGAGAAGGACAGCUCUGUUUUGGAUGUUCUUGAUAGCAGCUUAAACUGUUCCUUUUGCAUGCAGUUACCUGACAGGCCUGUUACGACUCCAUGUGGCCACAAUUUCUGCCUUAAAUGCUUCCAGAAAUGGAUUGGCCAAGGAAAGCGUACUUGUGCCAAAUGCCGGUCAACCAUUCCUCCCAAAAUGGCAAGCCAGCCUCGUAUUAAUUCAACUCUUGUAUCUGUUAUCAGAAUGGCAAAGCUAUCAAAAUCAAAUGUUAUUGCUGAGUCCCACAAAGUUUUUCAUUUUAUGCACAACCAAGAUCGACCUGACAAGGCUUUCACUACAGAGAGGGCACAAAAAGCAGGGAAAGCAAAUGCUGCUAGUGGGAAGAUAUUUGUGACUGUACCACCUGAUCAUUUUGGACCAAUCACAGCUGAAAAUGACCCAGCUAGAAACCAGGGUGUGCUUGUUGGUGAAUGUUGGGAAGACAGAUUGGAAUGCCGGCAAUGGGGUGCUCACCUUCCACAUGUUGCAGGCAUUGCUGGUCAGUCAAACUAUGGUGCUCAAUCAGUGGCACUAUCAGGAGGCUAUGAGGAUGAUGAGGAUCAUGGAGAGUGGUUUCUCUACACAGGAAGUGGGGGUAGAGAUCUUAGUGGAAAUAAGCGAACAAACAAGGAACAGUCAUUUGAUCAAAAAUUUGAGAAGAUGAAUGAGGCUUUGCGAGUAAGUUGCAAAAAGGGUUAUCCUGUUCGAGUUGUAAGGUCGCACAAGGAAAAGCGGUCUUCAUACGCCCCAGAGAAAGGGGUGAGAUAUGAUGGAGUCUAUAGAAUUGAAAAAUGUUGGCGAAAGGUUGGAAUACAGGGGUUUAAAGUUUGCCGAUAUUUGUUUGUGAGAUGUGACAAUGAGCCUGCCCCAUGGACAAGUGAUGAGCAUGGGGAUCGACCAAGGCCCUUACCAGCUAUCCUUGAGCUGAAGAAGGCAAUUGACAUAUCAGAGAGAAAGGAAAGUCCAUCAUGGGACUUUGAUGAAGAAGACAGUUGCUGGAAGUGGAAAAAACCUCCACCUCCUAGCAAAAAGCCAGUGAAUGCAGCUGAUCUUGAAGAAAGGAAAAGGGCAAGGAAAGCUAUUAGGCAAGCACGUAACACAACUGUAAGAGAGAGACUCCUGAAAGAGUUCAGUUGUCUAAUCUGUCGGCAAGUUAUGAAUCUCCCAGUUACAACUCCUUGUGCCCACAACUUCUGCAAGUCUUGUUUUGAAGGUGCAUUUACUGGUAAGACUGCUGUAAGAGAGAGGAACAAAGGUGGGCGGACACUUAGAUCACAGAAGAACAUCCUGCACUGUCCUUGUUGUCCAACCGAUGUCUCUGAUUUUCUUCAAAAUCUUCAGGUCAACCGAGAAUUGAUGGAUGUGAUUGAGUCACUGAAACAAAAGAGUGAGGAGAAUCCAGACCCUACUGAAGAUUCUAGUGAAGAACAGACAAAUGGCCUGGAGGAAAAUGCAGAUCUAGGUUCUGGUGACAGUGAAACUGGGAAGGAAGCUGAAAAAACUGAUCCAAAAGAUGACUCAGAGAUUCCUCUGCCUGAUUGUGAACCGAAAAGCAAGAGGAGGAAAGUGGAUGCUGCUCGAGUAGCUGCUAGUGUUGAAAAUGACUCUCCAUCAAGCACCCUCCAGGUACAUUCAUCUGAUGAUGAUUUUGAAUGACAGAUUUUUUUUCUCCUGGUUGGACGAUCUACUAUAUCCUAUAUGACUUCUUUUUGUGCUGAAAACUUUUAUCAGAAUCUUAGGGAUUUCGCCACUUGUUAAUACUAGUGGUUCAAUUCCACAGCUCUAUUCUUUCCAAAGUUAGGAUUAAUUGUGUAGCCAGGAUGUGUAUAAACAGUUUCUUUCGGAUGUAGAACAAUUCAAUGUAUAGAUCAUUGAAGCAUUCUAUUUCUAUGGGUUUAUUUCCCCUCUUUUAACGUGCUUGAA
This is a messenger RNA of Theobroma cacao (cacao), 2480 nucleotides long. It is a transcript of the gene VIM1, whose product is annotated as Zinc finger (C3HC4-type RING finger) family protein. Gene Ontology annotation, biological process: negative regulation of gene expression via chromosomal CpG island methylation; protein ubiquitination. Gene Ontology annotation, molecular function: ubiquitin protein ligase activity; metal ion binding. NCBI's taxonomy places the organism in Eukaryota, Viridiplantae, Streptophyta, Magnoliopsida, Malvales, Malvaceae. The record is from RefSeq and is a predicted model, not a curated record.